Spodoptera litura is the source of this 1545-nucleotide messenger RNA. RefSeq names its product DNA-binding protein D-ETS-3 (gene Ets65A). Gene Ontology annotation, biological process: regulation of transcription by RNA polymerase II; cell differentiation. Gene Ontology annotation, molecular function: sequence-specific DNA binding; DNA-binding transcription factor activity, RNA polymerase II-specific. The record is from RefSeq and is a predicted model, not a curated record. Lineage: Eukaryota; Metazoa; Arthropoda; Insecta; Lepidoptera; Noctuidae. Gene Ontology annotation, cellular component: nucleus.
AAACCAGAAUCGAGAUAUCGAUGUGUAGAUCUGGCAUCGGCGAUUAAUUGGGGAAUCGAUCGCAACACUAUUAUAAAAAUACUAUUUCGAUUAUUCAACGGUUUUACGUCUGUGAAUAUUUAGUGGACUGUGUGAACUAUCAAAAUGUGUCCUGGAGACAGAAUUCGUUUUGUGGGACAGUGAAAUUAUCUCAUUGUAGUGUACAAGUGCACGUAGGGGACUGGAUUCAUUUCUCGUGCGUGGUAUCACUGACAUGUGAUACCACAAUACAGCUACCACGACGGAAAAAGACGGCAAAUACAAAAAGCGAACGAAAAGAAAACGAAUUUCCGAUAUGAGGGUUGAUCUACGUAGUUUUAAGUGUGCAACUGCACUUCGUGCUGGCCUCAAAGCGGCAAUGUACGAGAGUAGCUGCUCCUACGCAGGAGCAUUGGAAUUGAAAAGAAGCGCUCUGAAAGAAGAACCAUGGCCAGCAACAGAAUGGCCUCCUUACCGGUUACAUCAGUCCACUUUCGAGCAACUGAAACAAAGUGUGGAAAAGGCCAAAGCGGCCUUGCAAGACAGAUCAGGUCUAUUAGGAACGGCAACUGCCUUCGGUGACUUCUAUGGAGGUCAGCUGGGGCAGGAUGCCACCAGCUCCACGCUGGGCUUCGGCCGUACGGCGCGGACUGAAGACUCGAUGCUUGGCACUAUGGAGAAGAGUAAAACUAUCGGUCCAGACAAGCUAUCUGGAGGCAUCGGUAAAGCCUACUCGACACCUACCCUGUCAGACACGCUACGGGCAACGAAAUGUUCAGAUGCUUCAUACAAGAGUACUUGGUCUACGCAUGCCACAUCACAGGGUUCACAAGGCUAUGGCACUAACUCGUUAUCGGCUAUGUCGAAGUCGACGCUCGACGCGCACACACAUUUACGUCAACCAGAUCCAUAUCAAAUGUUUGGACCUACAAGCAGUCGGCUAGCAAACUCAGGCUCAGGACAAAUUCAGCUCUGGCAGUUUCUUCUGGAGCUGCUAAGUGACUCGAGCAACGCUGGCUGCAUCACAUGGGAGGGGACUAAUGGAGAGUUCAAGCUCACGGACCCUGACGAGGUGGCGCGUCGGUGGGGGGAGAGGAAGUCGAAGCCAAACAUGAAUUACGACAAGCUGAGCCGAGCUCUGAGAUAUUACUACGACAAAAACAUAAUGACAAAGGUUCAUGGCAAGAGGUACGCCUACAAAUUCGAUUUCCAAGGCUUGGCGGCGGCCACGCAGCCGGCGGCGAGUGAUCCAGCUUAUAAGUACCAGAGUGAUCUGUUCAUGAGCUCAUACCACCACUCGGCUAAGCUCUCGUCAUUCAUGGCUCCACACGCGGCUAUGCCUACAUCCACAGCGUCGAUAUUCCCAUCUGCGUCAUGGGGUAACUGGGGCGGUGGGGGCAGUAAUCUAUACUCACCACACUCUAUGGCCCCACCUCAUGUGACGUCACACCUCGGCUCCUACCCGCACUACGCAUGACCAAGAUAAAGAAAAACGACGACAAUCGACAAUGAUUUGCAAUUUUAAUU